Molecule: messenger RNA, 684 nt
Organism: Impatiens glandulifera
Lineage: Eukaryota; Viridiplantae; Streptophyta; Magnoliopsida; Ericales; Balsaminaceae
Product: bZIP transcription factor 11-like
Exons: 1
Coding region: 30-653 (207 amino acids)
Biological process (GO): positive regulation of DNA-templated transcription
Cellular component (GO): nucleus
Molecular function (GO): transcription cis-regulatory region binding; DNA-binding transcription factor activity
Source: RefSeq, a predicted model, not a curated record
CCUCCCACACUAUAAGUUGUUUUCCGGCCAUGUUCGCCGUUGACGGAAUGCUCGGAUACCAUUUUCCGGGAAACGAAACCGGUUUUUUCACAGCUUGGGAAAGCUAUGAAACUUCUCUCGGCUUUCUCCCGUUUGGAGAAACCACUAAUAAUGAACCGGCCAUUUCUCAAUCUCCUUUAGAAAAAUCUUGCGUUAUAAUUGAUGAUGAUGAUGAUGAGGAUACCGACAAGAAUAAGAACAUUCGUGGAAAUGGGUCCCAUGACAGAACAUUGAAAACCGGUCCGGUUCACUUGGACAGGCUAAAAAUUAAGGCCGGUUCAUGUGGAAAACCGGGUUCGGUUCUUGAUGAACGACGGCUUAAACGAAUGAUAUCAAAUCGAGAUUCGGCCAGGAGGUCCCGCGAGAGGAAACAGAAACAUUUGGAUAACUUGAGUGAUCAAAUGAACCGGCUCAGAACCGAGAAAAAGGAACUAGCGAACCGGCUGCAGUCUGUAUUGCAUCAAACAGUUUUCGUUAGGAGAGAGAACGACCGGUUCCGGUCCGAGUCGGUGAGAUUAAGGGAAAAUCUUUGGGCUUUGCGCCAAAUUUUGAUGGUCCAAGAACUUCAACAACAACAGCUUAAUAAUUCAAGAUGGUCAUCAUUAGUAACAUAAUUAAGUUUAAUUAAUCCGUUAAAAUCAAUUU